Molecule: messenger RNA, 1060 nt
Organism: Nothobranchius furzeri (turquoise killifish)
Lineage: Eukaryota; Metazoa; Chordata; Actinopteri; Cyprinodontiformes; Nothobranchiidae
Gene: thyn1
Product: thymocyte nuclear protein 1
Cellular component (GO): nucleus
Source: RefSeq, a predicted model, not a curated record
AGACGCUGUCAACAGAUUUAAAAACAUUCAGAACGACUGGAACAAAUUUUCUAUUUUACAGAAUGCCAUUUUGCUUUGGAGGAAGAUACUAAACCACAGGAUCCAACGCUAAGUCCUAGAAGCCGGACUAUAUGCGUUUAUUUUCCGGCUCUCUUGUUGGCUUUGAGUGCAACAUUUGAUUGCCGAAGGUGUCGUGUUGACAUCACGUGAUUAGGACUUUUCGCGGCUUCUGAUGGCACUUCCUGAUCAACUGCUGAGUUGAAGAUAUAGUCAUCUUAACCUCUGGAGCUUUACGGAUUCUAAGGAAUGCCUCCCAAGAAAAGGCCCAGAGUUGGCAAAAGAUCAGAAAGUUCAGGCAAAAGUGAUGAUGCAGUUGGGCCGUCUGCAGCAGGCAGGAAGAGAAAAGCUGCAGCAGGAGAUGGUUGUGAGUCAGCAGGCGUGCCAGUUUACAGCCACUGGCUGAUGAAGUCUGAGCCAGAGAGUCGCUUUGAGAACGGCGUCGACGUGAAGUUUGGUAUUGAGGAUCUGAAGGCUCUGCCUGAUCAGACCAGCUGCUGGGAUGGUGUCCGCAACUAUCAGGCUCGUAACUUCAUGAGGCAGAUGAAGGAGGGGCAGCUGGCUUUCUUUUACCACAGCAACUGUAAGGAACCGGGGGUUGCAGGACUCAUGAAAAUAGCGAAGGAAGCUUACGUGGACCACACACAGUUUGACAAGAAAGACGUGCACUACGACGUGAGCAGCAAACCAGACAACCCCAAGUGGAGCAUGGUAGAUGUUCGGUUUCAAAGGAUGAUGAAGCGUUUUGUUCCUCUGUCGGAGCUGAAGAAGCACCACCUGCAGCAUCGUGCUGAUGGAGGGCCUUUAAAGGACGUGGCGCUGUUCACCAGAGCCAGGCUCUCCGUUCAGCCUCUCACCUCUGAGGAGUUUGACUUUAUCCUGAGUUUGGAGGUCAAAGAGCCACACUGAAGAUUGAUUUCACGAUGCUAUAAAAUCAUCGAAGCAACAUGCAACUGUUGCAUUCUUAUUUUUAGAGCAUUAAAUGCAUCAGCGAUGAAUCUGA